AGAGUUUGCGUAUCGUCUUUUAUCUCACAUAAACAUAUUAUUCGGAAGUGUUUCAACUGCAUUUGGCUGUUUAUAAGACCUGUAUUUCAGAAUCAAUGGAAUGAACAAGACGGAAUGUGUGGGUUGUGUGGGGACCCUUACCAAGGUGUGAGGGCACACGAGGCCGGUGGAGAAUACGCUACAGGGACAAUCGCUGCCUGUUACAACACCUCUGUGACUUCAGUAGAAGUGGCCGCUAAACUUACUUCAAACCACAAGGGCUAUUUCGAGUUCAGACUGUGUGAAAAUAACAACGUCAACCAGGCCAUCACCCAGGAAUGUCUGGACGAACACUUGCUGAUUUUUACAGAAACAGGGAAGACGAGAGGGGAUAUUACUACAGAUGAGGAUACAGAAUUUAGUUUCCUUGUAGACCUGCCAGAAGGAGUGACAUGUGAACAGUGUGUUUUACAGUGGAAAUACACCGCUGCAUAUUACAAACUUGGGUUGGUUCACACACUUAUGCGACACGCUAUAUUUAUAGGUAACAACUGGGGAUGUGACGACGAGGGGCAGUGUUGUACAGGAUGUGGGCCGCAGGAGCAGUUCUACGGCUGUGCUGACAUACAGAUUAUUGACACGUGUUGAGCGAUAUUCCCGUAAACCGACACUCUGGUAAUCCAACGACCCCGUUAUCCGACACAAGUUUGAUUUAAAGGACUUCUUAAGUUUCCAGUAAAUAUCUGAUUUGUAACGAUAAUGAAUGUCAUUGUUUGGUCCUUCAAAGCUCUGAUAUAAACAUAACAUAAUACUUUGUCUAGCAUGUUUACUGCAGGUUUCGAAAUGAUUAUUCUAAAAUGCGUCAUGCAUCUGCAUUCAAUAGAAACUGAAUUUACAGUUAUUCCGUUAAAAUAAAAUCCUUCUUCGACUUAAUAGUAGUAUAUACUAUUGUUAUUUAGAUACUUAAGGACGUGUCGUGAAAUAAACAUUUGAAUAUUAUAUAUCUGUCCUGUUUGUAUUUGGUUUUGUUUUACUUGUAAUAUUUUCGUUUAAAUAAAUCAAAGUAAAUCAAAUUGAAGUAUUUAUAAAUAAAAUCAUAUUGUGACUACAGCGUAUGUUCACGGUUAUGUGGCGUUUUAUGAAAAACAGCGGAGACAACACCUCGGUAGUAGCAAUGGCAUUCAUUUCGGGAAUAGACU
This is a messenger RNA of Pecten maximus, 1178 nucleotides long. RefSeq lists its product as uncharacterized. The coding region runs from base 115 to 627 and encodes 170 amino acids. The record is from RefSeq and is a predicted model, not a curated record. NCBI's taxonomy places the organism in Eukaryota, Metazoa, Mollusca, Bivalvia, Pectinida, Pectinidae. The transcript has 2 exons.